ACAUUCAACUCCUUCUUGAAGGCACUCUUGGAAAGAACAGGCUACACACUUGAUGUGACUACUGGACAGAGGAAGUAUGGUGGUCCUCCUCCAGAUUCUGUGUAUUCAGGACAACAGCCUUCUGUUGGUACAGAGAUAUUUGUGGGCAAGAUUCCAAGAGACUUAUUUGAAGAUGAGCUUGUUCCAUUAUUUGAGAAAGCUGGGCCUAUCUGGGAUCUGCGCUUAAUGAUGGAUCCACUAACUGGUCUAAAUAGAGGAUAUGCUUUUGUCACUUUCUGUACUAAAGAGGCAGCUCAGGAGGCUGUUAAACUGAAGAAUUUAUUAAAUUAGGUGUUUGUGUGGAUC
Molecule: messenger RNA, 345 nt
Organism: Chelonoidis abingdonii (Abingdon island giant tortoise)
Lineage: Eukaryota; Metazoa; Chordata; Testudines; Testudinidae
Source: RefSeq, a predicted model, not a curated record